This is a messenger RNA of Bombus huntii, 4209 nucleotides long. Its product is annotated as ribosome biogenesis protein BMS1 homolog. The coding region runs from base 395 to 4171 and encodes 1258 amino acids. Gene Ontology annotation, biological process: maturation of SSU-rRNA from tricistronic rRNA transcript (SSU-rRNA, 5.8S rRNA, LSU-rRNA); endonucleolytic cleavage of tricistronic rRNA transcript (SSU-rRNA, 5.8S rRNA, LSU-rRNA); ribosome biogenesis. The record is from RefSeq and is a predicted model, not a curated record. The transcript has 2 exons. Gene Ontology annotation, molecular function: GTP binding; U3 snoRNA binding; GTPase activity. Lineage: Eukaryota; Metazoa; Arthropoda; Insecta; Hymenoptera; Apidae. Gene Ontology annotation, cellular component: 90S preribosome; nucleus.
UUUAUUCGUGAUAAAUCUCUUUGAUCGUUAUAUCGAAUUCUUUAUUAAUUUCUAACUUGGAAAUGUAUUUUCUCAUACUGUCUCGUAUAAUUCCAUUUCCCAUAAAUUAUAGUUUUCAUAACAUAACCUUCUUCUUGCAACGAUCGCUCAAACGACAAACGUCUGCCCUCGCAGACAACACGUGAUAAACAUUUAUAAGUUGUGGCGUUUCUUGUAUUCUAAAUAUUGUAUUGCAAAUUAUAAUACCUGCUUAUCGUUGAAAUAUCGAAAUUAUUUCAAAUAUUAUACCGUCUCUAUAUGCAGAAAUAUGUGUAUAAAAUGUAUCGUGGAUAUAAUAUAACCUUAAUGUUAUAAUACCAAUUAGCGAAUAGUAAGUUUUAUAAAGAAAUUGAAAAUGUCAAGUGAAACGGGGAACGAUGUCACUCAUAAAACUCAUAGAGAGCGUAAUGCCGGUCGUAAAGCGGAAAAAAAGAAACGAAAGAAAAGCCAUGUUCAAGAACUUACGGAUAAACAGAAAAAUCCAAAGGCAUUUACAUUUAAUUCUGCGAUUAAGGCAGAAAGACAAUUUAGACGGAAACAGGAUAUAGAAACAAAGAAACAACACAUACCACUGGUUGAUAGAACUCCUCUUGAACCUCCUCCGGUUUUAGUUGCUAUUGUUGGCCCUCCGAAGGUUGGCAAAUCUUUAGUUGUUCAAUGUCUCAUUAAGAGUUACGUGAAACAACCAUUAACUAAUAUAGUUGGCCCUGUUACUGUAGUUUCUGGAAAGAAAAGAAGAAUUACCUUUAUGGAAUGUAACAAUGAUCUAAAUAGUAUGAUAGACAUUGCUAAAGUAGCAGACCUAGUGUUGCUCUUGGUAGACGCGUCCUUUGGCUUUGAGAUGGAAAUAUUUGAAUUUCUAAACAUCUGUCAAGUUCAUGGUAUGCCUAGAAUUAUGGGUGUUUUAACUCACUUAGAUUUAGUAAAAAAUGCAAAACAGUUAAAGAAAAUCAAAAAGACGUUGAAACAAAGAUUUUGGACGGAAGUCUAUGCCGGAGCAAAAUUAUUUUAUCUAUCUGGAUUAAUUCAUGGAGAAUAUUUACGUACAGAAAUAAAAAAUUUAGCAAGAUUUAUUUCUGUCAUGAAAUUUAGGCCAUUGACUUGGCGUACCACGCAUCCUUAUAUUUUAGCUGACAGAGUGGAAGAUUUAACAUCUCCGGAACUAAUUAGACAAAAUCCAAAAGUUGAUAGGACAAUAAGUUUAUAUGGGUAUGUGAGAGGAAUUCCAUUAAAUAAAGAAACAUCCGUACAUAUUCCGGGUUGUGGCGAUCUAAAGAUCAAAGAUGUUAGUUUUUUGCCAGAUCCGUGUCCUUUGCCUGAAGAGUUAAAGAAACGUGCAUUAGUAGAAAAGGAACGAUUAAUUUAUGCACCUUUUUCCGGUGUUGGUGGUAUAGUAUAUGACAAGGAUGCUGUUUAUGUUGAAUUGGGUGGUAGCCAUUCUCAUCAAGAAGAAGAAGAAACAGGCUUGGUUGGAGCUUUAAUGGACACACAGGAAACAUUAGACCAAAAGUUACAAUACAGCGAGCUACAGUUAUUUAGCGAUGCUGCUCCAAUAAAGUCACAGGAUGUAAGUGAAGAUUUAGACAGUUAUAAGGGAGAAACUAUAAUUAAUAAUGGCAGGAUCAGAAGAAAGGUUCUCUUUUCUGAUUCUCAAUCACUGGAGAAUUUCUCCGAUGUAUCUGAUGAUAGCGAUCAGGAAGAUAUCGCAGACGAUCAGUUAAACAGCGAUCAAGAGGAAGAAAGUGAGAAUGAGGAAGUAGAUGAAGUGGAAGCGAAGGCUGAAUGUUUGCAGACAGACAAUGACGGUGAGAAAGAAACGUAUAAAAAGAAAGGCCUUAAGAGAAAAAGUAAAAGCUAUAAACCAGAGAAUGUUAAAAAGAGGAAAAGUUCGUCAGAUAAUUCAAAUCUGGAAGACAACGACGUAUCUAUUACGAAGCAAAACUCUCUGAAUUUGACAAAAGGUAAAAUUUCAAAUGUAUCGAAUGACACGGAUGUUUAUCGUUCUCUGUGCAAGGAAUCGGAUAUCUUUGUAAAAAAUAAGAUUAAGGAAGCGCUCGACCAAUUAAAUUUAGAUUCAAGUAAAACAAGCGAGAGGAUAAAUAGCGAGAGCGAAAGUUUUGACGAAUUAAGCGACGGAGAUUCACGAGAUGGAUUAGAAAUGGAUGACUCGGAAGAGGGAACUGAUUUUCGUGAAACUUCCGAGGAAGAAGAAGAAGAAGAAAAUAUCGAAGCUAAUAAUAUGAAGAAGAAGAAGAGGGAGGAAGAAGUUGAUGAGAUCGAGGACGACGAAGAAGUUGAAGAUGAAUUAAAAUGGAAAUCAAACUUAGUCGAACAAGCCAGACAAGCAUUCGAAAAACGUCAGCGAAGUAACAAAAAUCUCAUGAAAGUCGUUUACGGAGUGUUCGAUAGGAACUGCACGAAAGAGGAUGAGAAUGUGGAGAAAAUGGAGGUCGAAAAUGACGAAAUAGGUGGUAUCUUCCGUGUCGUUCAAGAACAGCAGAAACAAAAAGUACAAGAAAAAGAGUUGCAAAAUCAAGAGGAAUGUAUAUUUUUUCCGGAAACUCAACGGAAUUGGUUGGACGAAGAAAAUAAAAUACUUGUAGUAAAUCGUUUCGUAACCGGAAAAUGGAAAGAAUCGGAAGAUGCAGAAGAACUCUUAAAGUUAGAUGAUGUAAAUGACGAAGAAUUGUACGGUGAUUUCGAAGAUAUGGAAACUGGGGAAAAGCAUGAAGCAGAAAGUAGAAAAGAAUCCAUAAAGGAUGAAAUGGAGGAAAGGGAAAAGCUCUUGGAAAAGAAGAAAAAAUUGAAGGAACAAUUUGAUUUAGAGUAUGAUAACGGCGAAUCUAAAACAUAUUACGACGAAUUGAAACUUGAAGUUGAAAAACAAGCGAAUUUAAAUAAGUCGGAAUUUGAGGGAUUAGACGAUAACAUAAGGGUACAAUUGGAAGGUUAUCGCCCAGGUAUGUACGUGCGUGUCGAAAUUGAAACUGUGCCAUGUGAACUGGUUACUAAUUUGGAUCCUACAUAUCCAUUAAUUAUUGGAGGGUUGUUACAUGGGGAAGAGAAUAUAGGAUAUGUACAAACAAGAAUAAAAAAGCAUCGAUGGUAUUCGAAGAUCCUAAAGAGCAAAGAUCCAUUAAUACUUUCUGUAGGUUGGCGACGAUUCCAGACGUUACCAGUUUUCUCAAAAUUAGAAGACAACUUGAAAAAUAGAAUGUUAAAAUAUACUCCAGAACAUAUUGCCUGUAUGGCACAUUUUUGGGGUCCUGUUACACCACAAAGUACAGGAAUCCUGGCAGUUCAGGAUGUUGCCACUAGGGUACCAGGUUUUAGAAUAGCGGCAACAGGUUCUAUCGUAGAGAUGGAUAAAAGCACACAGAUCAUGAAAAAAUUGAAACUUACUGGUGUUCCGAUGAAGAUUUAUAAAAAAACAGCUUUUAUAAAAGAUAUGUUUAACUCGGCACUCGAAGUUGCUAAAUUUGAGGGUGCUAGAAUAAAAACCGUAUCCGGUAUACGCGGUCAAAUAAAGAAAGCUGUAUCAAAGCCAGAGGGAUGUUUCCGUGCGACAUUCGAAGACAAAAUACUUUUGAGUGAUAUUGUUUUCUGUCGAACUUGGUAUAAGAUUGACGUUCCAAAAUUUUAUAAUCCUGUUACAUCGCUCCUGUUACCUGUCGAAGAAAAGAAUCGAUGGCAAGGAAUGAAAACAACUGGACAAUUAAAAAGAGAAAGGAACAUUCGCGCACCUGCUAACAAGGAUUCUAUGUAUACACCUAUCGAGAGAAUGGUAAAAGUGUUCAAACCUUUGUCUAUUCCCCGAAGUUUACAGAAAGAGCUCCCGUACCGAGACAAACCAAAAUUAAUGCCAAAAUCGAAACACGAGCCAAACUUCAAGAAAGGCAGAGUAGCAGUAAUACGUGAACCAAAUGAAGCUAACGUUGCGAAGCUGAUGAGAAUGAUUAAGACCAACUACGCUUAUAAACAAAAACAACUUAAAGAAGCUACUAAACGAAGAAUCGAGGGACAUCAAGCUAAAAUUGCUGCCGCUGAAGCACGAAAACUUAAACGGCAGAAAGAAUUGAAGAAACAAGUGUUUAAAGAACUUGGUAAAUUAGAAAAGAAAAAGAGGUCAUAGUGUAUAUUUGUUUAUAAAAUAUAUUGCAUUCUAAUAGA